This is a messenger RNA of Planococcus citri (citrus mealybug), 2252 nucleotides long. RefSeq names its product CTP synthase 2-like. Gene Ontology annotation, cellular component: cytoplasm; cytoophidium. The record is from RefSeq and is a predicted model, not a curated record. Bases 238 to 2067 code for a protein of 609 amino acids. The transcript is spliced from 13 exons. NCBI's taxonomy places the organism in Eukaryota, Metazoa, Arthropoda, Insecta, Hemiptera, Pseudococcidae. Gene Ontology annotation, molecular function: identical protein binding; CTP synthase activity. Gene Ontology annotation, biological process: CTP biosynthetic process; pyrimidine nucleobase biosynthetic process.
AUGCGUUUCGCAUUUUAUGUUCUCUUAUCACACUCGCCAAGUUCCAUUUCAAUUUAUCCAUUUAUCGAGCAAUGUUUAAAUUAAGCGCGUAUUCGACAUGUGCUUUCUUCAUUUAAAAAUCAAAUAAAAAAGGAAUUAUUCCAGUGUGUAUCUUUACGCGAACGUUAGUUUUGUCUGAUUGAUCAGUUUCAACAAUUUCACCAAGUCUUCUUCCAAUAUCCGGAACUAUAGUUCACCAUGAAAUACAUCUUGGUAACUGGUGGCGUUAUUAGUGGCGUUGGUAAAGGUAUCAUAGCCAGUUCAUUUGGAACCAUAUUGAAAUCAUGUGGAUUAUGUGUGACGGUUAUCAAAAUUGAUCCUUACAUCAACAUCGACGCUGGGACUUUUUCACCUUACGAACAUGGUGAGGUGUAUGUUUUGGAAGAUGGAAGUGAAGUGGAUUUAGAUUUGGGCAAUUACGAACGAUUUUUAGACGCUACUUUGUAUAAUGAAAAUAAUAUCACCACUGGCAAGAUUUAUCAAAAAGUUAUCAACCGGGAGAGGAAAGGAGAAUAUUUGGGUAAAACUGUCCAAGUCGUCCCUCAUAUUACCGAUGCUAUUCAAGAAUGGGUUCUAAAUGUGACUAAGAAACCCAUAUACAACGACGGAAGACAACCAGAAGUUUGCAUUAUCGAAUUAGGUGGCACUAUCGGUGAUAUAGAAGGUAUGCCAUUUGUAGAAGCCUUCAGACAAUUUCAGUUCAAAGUAGGACGAGAUAAUUUCUGUUUAGUGCAUGUAUCGUUAGUCCCUCAGCCCAAUGCAACUGGAGAACAUAAAACAAAACCUACUCAAAGUAGUGUGCGAGAACUGAGAAGUCUAGGAUUAUCUCCAGACAUAAUAGUCAGCAGAAGUGAAACUCCCAUUAAUCGUGAUACUCAAGAAAAAAUUUCCAAUUUUUGUCACGUCAGACCAGAAGAGGUCAUAUGCAUACACGAUUUAAGUUCAAUUUAUAAAGUACCAGUUUUGAUGGAAAGUCAAGGAAUCGUGCAGCUAUUCAGUUCUAAAUUGAAUCUAGAUAUUAUGAGGUUUCCCAAAUCACCCGAAUUCAUGCAGCAGUGGAAAGAAUUAGCGUUCAAGGUUGAAAAAUUACGAGAUGAGGUGAAUAUUGCGUUGGUUGGUAAAUACACAAAACUUCAAGAUUCUUACGCUUCUGUUUCAAGAUCUCUGCAACAUGCUUCUAUUUUUGCCGGUUAUAAAUUGAAAUUGAUUUACAUUGAUGCUGAAAAUUUAGAAGAAAGUAUGAAAGAUGAGAACCCCUUGAAUUAUCACGAAGCUUGGAAAAAUUUAUGCAAUAGCCAAGGUGUUGUUGUCCCUGGAGGAUUUGGUAAACGAGGUAUACAGGGAAAGAUAGCUGCUUGUAAUUGGUGCAGAAAGAAGAAAAUUCCAUUCCUUGGAAUAUGUUUGGGUUUACAAGCGGCCGUUAUUGAAUUCACGAAAAACGUAUUGAACAAGGAGGAUAUCGCAGAAAGUGCUGAAUUUAAAAAUGACGAAAUUCCAACCACUGAGCAACCAUCCAAGCAGAGUGACAACGAAUCAAAAAGUGAAGCCAAAUCGAAAGAAGUAUCGAGUAGUAGUGAAAAAGAGUACAUUAUUAUCGAUAUGCCCGAGCAUAAUACUGGUCAAAUGGGUGGAACUAUGCGCUUAGGAAAAAAGAAAACAUUUUUCCAAAAGGAACAUUGGAAUGAUUCGAUAUUAUAUGCUUUAUAUAAUCGCAAGCAAGUCGUCGAAGAAAGACAUCGGCAUCGAUACGAAGUAAACAAUAAGUUUGUGAAAGAAUUGGAGAAACAUGGACUCCGCUUUGUUGGUAAAGAUGAAAACAAAGUUAGAAUGGAAAUGUUGGAGUUGAAGGACCAUCCUUAUUAUGUAGCAACCCAAUUCCAUCCCGAAUAUACUAGUCGUCCAUUAAGACCGUCGCCACCAUUUAUUGGUCUUAUAUUAGCCUCUUGUGGUAAACUAAAUUCUUAUAUAUCCAAAGGGCGUUUGAGUCCAACUGAUUUGUCAUCGUCGGAUGAAGAUAUCAAGUCUUAAUUUCAUAUCUAUUUUGCUAUGCUGCGUGCAUUAAGUAUACUUAGGUAUCUAUACUGUUUGAUUUAGGUUUUUACAUAAUUUCAGUGUGAUUCGUUUUGAUCUAUUCCAAGUUAUGAUUUUUUUAUUCUUUAAACUGAUUAUUUUCUAGUUUUCAAUGUAUCGUAAAAAUAUAUUUUGAUUUUUAA